AUGGUGCUCCCUCUUGCUAUUAGGCCGGAUUUCAAUUCUUUAUUUAAGUGUUUACUUAGUUCUAGGGCGGAUUCUACUGUGAAGAAAUAUCUUAAGGAAAUAAACAAGUUUUUACUAUGGUGUAGUAAUUGCGCUACAGUUGCCAUUUUCUUCUUCUGUUGUCACCCUUUAUCUAUUUGGCUUAGAUCAACAGCUUAGGUCCCCGGCCGCAAUGGUUUUGGUCCAUGCUGCGCUGAAAUGGUUCCAUUCCUUUGUUCCUGAUGAUGGUCCCAAUAACUUUGGAUAACGCUUGUUGCAAGAACUUGAUUGAGUGCGCCAAGAGGACAAGGCGCAAUCCAGUUCACAAGAAAAAGCCCGCUAUCAUUAGAAGCAUUAUUGACAGAUAUGGCGCUGAGGAAGCAUCUUUAAAGGACUUACGUAUUGCCGCAAUAAGUUCUUUAGGUUUUGCAGGAUUUUUUCGUUUUAACGACUUGGCUAAUAUUCAGCCAAAACACCUCACGCUUUGCGAUGGUUUUGUCAAAAUUUUUGUGCCAAGGAGUAAAACGGAUGUAUAUAGAGAGGGCAAUUAUGUUUAUAUCACUAAGUUAGAGAACAAAUACUGCCCAGUAGCUAUCUUACGUAGGUAUAUUGAAGCAGCCAAUUUGGAUCUGUCUAAUCACUUGCCUUUAUUCAGACCAUUAACGAAGAACAAGUCGGGUUACCUCUUAGGAAUGGCAAGUUAUCCUAUACUCGCUGCAGGGAAAUAUCAAAAUAUUUAA
Porites lobata is the source of this 758-nucleotide messenger RNA. The record is from the annotation of a GenBank genome assembly. Lineage: Eukaryota; Metazoa; Cnidaria; Anthozoa; Scleractinia; Poritidae.